Molecule: messenger RNA, 901 nt
Organism: Paramecium primaurelia
Lineage: Eukaryota; Ciliophora; Oligohymenophorea; Peniculida; Parameciidae
Source: the annotation of a GenBank genome assembly
AUGCUCAAAUGUUUAACCAGAAAAUCUGACCCUGUUUGUAAAGCUUAAAAUUACAAAUUAAGAAAUCGAAAAUAUAAAGAAGAAUACAUAAUAGCUGAAGGAGGAUAUGCAUAUAUUUGGAAAUGUGAGAACUUUGCUAUAAAAAGAAUAUUCAUUUAAUCUUAAGAAGUCUAUAAAAUGGCUAUGUAAGAAAUAAGAAUAAUGGUAUAAAUAUUAUUUAACAUAGACAAGAUUACCAGAACAUCCUAAUAUUGUAAGAAUAAUUGAUUUUGGAGAAAUAAAAAUACAAAAUAAAAUGUUUAUUUGUUUAGUAAUGGAAUUAUGUUAAAACAACUUAUUUAAUGUUUUAUAAUAGGAAGUAUUAAAUGAAAGAAGAAUAAUAGAAAUAUUUAAAUAAAUUCUUGAUGGAUUGGAAGUAUUGCAUGCAGAAUAGAUUAGUCAUAGAGAUUUAAAACUUGAAAAUAUUCUUAUAUAAGGAGAAAUCUUUAAAUUAUGUGAUUUUGGAUCAGCAUCCAAUGAAAUCAUUGAUCUUAGUUAAUUAAAUAAAGCAUAAUUAUAAUAAUAAGAAGAAGUGUUCUCUUAAACAACAACUAUUACAUAUAGACCACCAGAAAUGAUAGAUGUAUUAACAAGAUAGGUAAUAGAUACAAAAGUUGAUAUAUGGUAAUUGGGAUGUAUUUUGUAUAGUAUGUGUUUUCGUAAAUCAGCAUUUUCAGAAUAGAACAAAAUUGGAAUUGCAUAAGCGAUAUUUGAAAUUCCAUAAUCUUAAAUUUCAAUUAGUACUGUGACAUUAAUUUAAAAAAUGUUAUAAUAGGAUCCAAAGAAAAGACCAACAAUAAAAGAGAUUAAGAUAUCAUUAUAUGGUGGAACAGAAGAUGAUGAAUGGGGAGAAUUUUAAUGA